Molecule: messenger RNA, 1730 nt
Organism: Melanaphis sacchari
Lineage: Eukaryota; Metazoa; Arthropoda; Insecta; Hemiptera; Aphididae
Product: juvenile hormone epoxide hydrolase 1-like
Exons: 5
Coding region: 123-1526 (467 amino acids)
Biological process (GO): epoxide metabolic process
Molecular function (GO): epoxide hydrolase activity
Source: RefSeq, a predicted model, not a curated record
ACGCUUCUUGCUAUUAGUUGGCAGUUGACGGUCACGUGUAUUCACGCGUCAUGAUAUAGUAGUGUGCUGUGCUGCAGCCAAACACAAAUACUUAAAUAUUGAAUACGAUUCAUGCUAGAAAAAUGAAGAAAUUCAAAUACUUGUUGGCGGCUUUGAUAGCAUUUGCAUUGGUCAUUUAUCAGAAAAAUGCUAUCGAUAAUAUCGUUGUGCCGGAAACAAUGUCCGAUAACGUUUGUUGGGGAGCCAAUUCCGGCCAGACGAAAGACUGUGACAACACCAAAGAAGUUCGACCAUUCCUAAUUAACAUCACGACCGAAGUCAUCGUUGACUUAAAGUAUAGACUCUCCAACGCUAGACCGUUAGUAAAGCCGUUACAGAGUGUAAAUUUCGAAUACGGCUUCAACAGUGAUUACUUGGCGAAGAUCAUUGAUCAUUGGUUGAACCGAUACGAUUGGACGGCUAGACAGGCGUACUUGAACACAUUACCGCAGUUCAAGACAAAAAUUUUCGGUCUAGACUUGCAUUUCAUACACGCGAAGCCACCAGCAAAGUCCUCGGCCAGAACGAUACCUCUGCUUAUGCUGCACGGGUGGCCCGGUUCUGUCGUCGAAUUUUACAAAAUCAUUCCUAUGCUAAUCACUCCGAUCGCCGAUCGUAAUUUCGUAUUCGAAGUGGUAGCACCCUCGUUACCAGGUUAUGGAUUUUCGGAUGCGGCCGCUCGACCCGGCAUGGGUCCGGCGCAAAUGGGCCAAAUGUUCGUCAAGCUCAUGGAAAGGUUGGGCCACAAAAAGUUUUACGUUCAGGGUGGCGAUUGGGGAGCAGCCAUAACUGAAGCGAUUUCGAAGAUUUUUCCCGACAGAGUCUACGGCAUGCAUUCGAACAUGUGUUCGACUAUUUCAUCUUUGGGACUAUACGAUUACGUUCGAUUGGCGUUGGGAACGUACUGGCCUUCUUUAAUUGUUAGCUCCGAAAGUGAAAAAUCCCGGACAUAUCCACUGAGCAAGGUGUUCUUUGGGUUCCUCGAAGAAUCCGGUUAUAUGCAUUUGCAAAUGACCAAACCCGAUACAGCAGGAGUUGCUUUGAAUGAUUCGCCGGUCGGCUUAGCAGCUUACAUCUUAGAAAAAUUUUCCACUUGGACACAUAUGAAUUACAAAUCUCUACCAGACGGCGGUCUAUCGAAGUUCAAGAUGGACGAACUAUUGGACAAUGUCAUGAUUUACUGGGUAACUAAUUCCAUGACCACGUCAAUGCGCUUAUACUCGGAGUACGCCAAUAAAAAAUACUAUGCUCUUCCGCACACAUCGGCAAAAGUUAAAGUACCAGCAGCUUGUGCUAUUUUCCCAAAUGAAAUGCCGAUAAUGUUGGCAUUGAAGAAACUUUUAAAUAAUGAAUUCGAAAAUCUAGUCAGAGCUACAGAGAUGAAGGAUGGCGGACAUUUCGCCGCGUUCGAACAACCCAGAAUGUUGGCAGAUGACAUUUGGUCGACAGUUUACGAAAUGGAAAACAUAAGAAUCAAUUCAAUAUAAUAUUAUUUAUUUUAUUUUUGUACACCAUAAUAUUUUCAAAUUUAGGAACAUUUUUUUUUUAAAUUCUAUCUAAGGUAUUCUUUUGUAAUUUUCGGUCACCGAUAACCGGAAGGAGAGAUUCUAAUUUCGACGGCUUUUUAACUGUAUUUUCUGGUGAUAUUCGUCUGUGUCCUGUAAUAAUAAAACAUUUUUUAAUUUUUUUAA